AUGCUUAACAAUGUGUCAGAUGAUAAGAUUCAAGAAGCUUGGCAUGCUCCAGAAUCCAAAAAACCUAAUAAAAAAUUCUUACAAGAUCGAAUAUGUUAUGGUAAAAGUUAUGGAUUGUUGCAAACUGUUCUAACAUUAGCAAUGAAGACGAAAACUGAUGAGGAAGUAAAUGAUUGGUGUCAUCAAUUUAUUCAGCAAAAGAAAAAGCUUUUAAAAGCUGAUACUGCAUUAAGUCAAGAUCAAGAAAAUAUUAUUCAA
Messenger RNA from Cetraspora pellucida, 258 nucleotides. NCBI's taxonomy places the organism in Eukaryota, Fungi, Glomeromycota, Glomeromycetes, Diversisporales, Gigasporaceae. The record is from the annotation of a GenBank genome assembly.